UUGUGUCACCCUGGUGGGAGAGGUCAGAGGUCAAGGGCUGACCCUCCCCCAUCCUUCCAGGAUGAGGUCACUCCUCCUCCCCCUCACCCGCCCCUUCCCUGAGUGAUCCAUUGCUGGAAUCCUACCUGUCCAGCUGGAGCAGACCCCAGAAGCCACUCAGUCCAGCCCCCCUCCUUGUACAGGACUGUCCUGCAUUUGUACUGAACAGAAGAAAUCGAAAGAGAAAAAUGUUUCCUUUGAAGGAUGCAGAAAUAGGUGCCUUUACCUUCUUUGCUUCUGCUCUGCCACAUGAUGUUUGUGGAAGCAAUGGACUGCCUCUGACCCCUAACUCCAUCAAAAUCUUGGGGCGCUUUCAAAUCCUCAAGACCAUCACCCAUCCUAGACUUUGCCAGUAUGUGGACAUUUCAAGAGGAAAACAUGAGAGACUGGUGGUGGUAGCUGAGCACUGUGAAAGGAGUCUGGAAGAAUUACUCCGAGGGAGGAAACCUGUGAGCCCUUUGAAAGUGUUAUGCAUUGCAUUUGAGGUCCUCCAGGGGUUGCAGUAUAUGAACCAACAUGGAAUGGUGCAUCGAGCUCUGUCCCCUCACAACAUUCUGCUGGAUCAAGAGGAACAUAUUAAACUGGCUAAGUUUGGACUUUACCACAUGACAGCCCAUGGUGUUGAUGUUGAUUUCCCAAUAGGGUACCCAUCUUACCUAGCACCUGAGGUCAUUGCACAAGGAAUCGCCAAACCCAGUGACCACACACCACGUGAAAAGCUAUUGCCUUCUGGCCCCAAAUCUGACGUAUGGUCCCUUGGAAUUAUUUUAUUUGAACUUUGUAUGGGAAGGAAGUUAUUUCAGGGCCUGGAUAUUUCUGAAAGGCUAAAGUUUUUGCUUACAUUAGGUUGUAUGGAUGAUACUGUAACAGUCUUGGCUGAGGAACAUGGUUGUCUGGAUAUCAUAAAGGAGCUCCCAGAAAAUGUGAUUAGUCUCUUGAAGAAAUGCCUCACUUUCCACCCUUCUAAGAGGCCAACUCCAGAUGAGUUACUCCGGGACAAGAUAUUCAGUGAAGUGUCACCUUUAUAUACACCCUUCCACAAACCCGCCAGUCUAUUCUCAUCUUCUCUGAGGUGUGCUGAUUUAACUCUGCCUGAAGACAUCAGUCAACUAUGUAAAGAUGCUGAUAGUGAUUACCUAGCAGAAAGAUCAAUUGAAGAAGUUUAUUACCUCUGGUGUUUGGCUGGAGGAGAUUUGGAGAAAGAGCUUGUCAACAAGGAAAUCAUUCGCUCCAAACCACCUAUCUGCACACUCCCUAAUUUUCUGUUUGAAGAUGGUGAGAGCUUUGGGCAAGAUCGCGAUAGAAGUUCCCUUUUGGAUGAUACCACUGUGACGUUGUCUCUCUGCCAACUAAGAAAUAGACUAAAAGAUGUUGGUGGAGAAGCAUUUUACCCCUUGCUUGAAGAUGACCAGGCCAAUUUACCUCAUUCAAACAGUAAUAAUGAGCUGUGUGCGGCCGUCACUCUUCCUCUGAUCAUCCGAGAGAGGGACACAGAGUACCAACUCAACAGAAUUGUCCUCUUCGACAGGCUCCUGAAGGCUUAUCCAUACAAAAAAAAUCAAAUCUGGAAAGAAGCCAGAGUUGACAUUCCUCCACUCAUGAGAGGUUUAACCUGGGCUGCCCUCCUGGGAGUUGAGGGCGCCAUUCACGCCAAGUACGAUGCCAUCGACAAAGAUACUCCAAUUCCUACUGACCGACAAAUCGAAGUGGAUAUUCCACGCUGCCAUCAGUAUGACGAGUUGCUGUCAUCCCCCGAAGGCCAUGCUAAAUUUAGGCGGGUGUUAAAGGCUUGGGUUGUUUCCCAUCCAGAUCUUGUAUACUGGCAAGGCCUUGAUUCUCUCUGUGCUCCAUUCCUGUAUUUAAAUUUCAACAAUGAAGCUCUUGCUUAUGCUUGUAUGUCUGCUUUUAUUCCAAAAUACCUGUAUAACUUCUUUUUGAAAGACAACUCACAUGUCAUACAAGAAUAUCUAACAGUGUUCUCUCAGAUGAUUGCAUUCCAUGACCCAGAGCUGAAUAACCAUCUCAACGAGAUCGGCUUUAUUCCAGACCUCUAUGCCAUUCCUUGGUUCCUCACCAUGUUCACCCACGUAUUUCCACUACACAAGAUUUUUCAUCUUUGGGAUACAUUACUGCUUGGGAAUUCUUCCUUCCCAUUCUGCAUUGGAGUGGCCAUUCUCCAGCAGCUACGGGACCGGCUCUUAGCUAAUGGCUUCAAUGAGUGUAUUCUACUCUUCUCUGACUUACCAGAAAUUGACAUCGAACGCUGUGUCCGUGAAUCAAUCAAUUUGUUUUGCUGGACCCCCAAAAGUGCUACUUAUAGACAACACGCACAGCCUCCCAAACAAUCUUCUGACAACAAUGGGGUGAGGAAUUCCACGCCUUAUUUCUCAAUUGACUCUCAGGACGCUCCCAAGACGGACCUGUCCAGAGAAUCUAUCCAGCUGAAUGAUCUAAAGUCAGAGGUGUCACCACGGAUUUCAGCAGAGGAUCUGAUCGACCUGUGUGAGCUGACUGGUACAGGCCAUUUUAAAACACCCACCAAGAAAACAAAAUCCAGUAAACCCAAGCUGCUGGUGGUUGAUAUCCGAAACACCGAAGAUUUUAAUCGAGGCCACAUUUCAGGUAGCAUCAGCAUUCCCUUCAACUCUGCAUUCACCACAGAAAGAGAGCUCUCCCAAGGCCCUUCCACUGCCAUGCUCCAGAAUUUCAAAGGGAAAGUUAUUGUCAUUGUGGGAAAUGUGGCAAAACAUACAGCAGAGUUUGCAGCUCAUCUUGUGAAGAUCAGAUAUCCAAGGGUCUGUAUCCUAGAUGGAGGCAUUAAUAAGAUUAAGCCAACAGGCCUGCUCACCAUCCCAUCGCCACAAAUAUGAAGAAUUACAGAUGUCAAGAGAAUCUCGUGUCAAGUGAUGAAAUAAUGCCAGCAGCGUGUGGGUAUACCAUGACAGAUCUCAGAGGGUUAUCACUCAGAAACAAUUUCAGUGAUCCAACUGGUGUUAUUUCCCUGAGAUUCUGUCAUGCAGAACUUUUUUUUUUUUAAUUGUAUGAUCCAAAUGUUCAUCUGUCAACAGACUUGACUGUACAGGUAGCUCAGAAGGAAUUUUAUUAGCAGUGAAAUCUGAUCAUGGAUUUUUACGAUGUUACCACAAGAUGCUAGAGGAAUUCAGCUGGUGACAGCUAAAAUCAGCAUUGUCAAGGAAAUCUAGUCUGGCACUGAUCUCACCUCUCCUUGAUAAAUGGUCUUAAAGGCAUUAUUUUGUAAAUACAAGUGUUAAGUGACAGGCUGACAACACACUGCCCCUGUGUUUAUGAUAAUUUGGAAAUUGUUCCCAGUUCAUUCUUUGUAAAUAAAAUGUGCAUUUUGUGAUCAAAAAUUGAGUGAUUUUAUGAUCUGGUUUUUUUCCUCAGCUAAUACAUUUUGAGCUACUGCAGAAAGCUGGUCAACUUUUGUCUCAGUGCCAGUCAAUAAAUUGGUCUAUAAGCAUUCAUUAAGCAUCUACCAAGCGCCAGUCGCUGUACUAGGUGCUGAGAAUACAAAGACAAAAAUGAAACAGCCCCUGUCCUCAAGGAGUUUCCAUUCUAUUGGAAGAAAUGACAUGUGCACACAUAAGUAAUUAGAAAAAAGAUUUCUUUUUAUUGGAUCUGUGAUGAUUAGUAAUGUAGGAUAGUUCCAAGAAAUGAACUCCCUCUACCGAUGCAAAUCAGCAACAACCUGCUCUCCAACUUCAAAGUCUUACAGUUGGUUCCGCCAUUGAGAGGCUCAGGAUCCUGCAGCUAGUAGAUGUCAGAGGCAGGACUUGAACCCAGGCUUCCUCACUCUCAGGCCGGCUCUGACUAGGGCAUGCUGCCUCUGUAUACAAAAUAUAUCCAAAAUUUUAUUGUGGUUAUUGUGUCCGACUCUCUGUGACCCUAUUUGGGGUUUUCUUGGCAAAGAUACUGAAGUGGUUUGCCAUUUCCUUUUCCAGGUCAUUCAAGGAAAUUUGGGGGUAGAGAGGCAAUGUGACAGCAUUCACCUCCUCUCCCCUUUGAAAAUUAGUACUUGGUAAUAAUUCUAAAAUCUAAAUAGAGCUUUCGGCCAUCCAUUUGUCUAUUUUAUAAUUGAAAAAUGUUCGUUCACUGUUGUCUUUAAUGUCUGACUAUCCCUUGCAGAACAUUUUGAUGGAGGUAUUCAGUUUUUGUACUUUUCAAACCAAUAAUUCUUUUCAAAAUUAAAUGAAAUAAAAGCAAACAUCACACAGUGAUGCCCCGCACUCCCUCCACGCGUGUGCGCGCGCGCACACACACACACACACACAGAGCAAUGAAUUUAGUUGCUUCCCAAUGAAAAACAUCUCAAGAGCUUAUUAAAAUAAAAAAAAAAUUCACCAUACUUUCAUUGACUGCUGUUUCCGGGGCAUCCUGCAUACUAAUUAGAGACAGACCUUUAGGUCAUCCUGCCCCUUGGCAGCUACAGUUCAUGACCCCACGUGUAAUCCAGAAUGUGAGCAUUGAUAGGCAAGCUGGGAUAGUGUUGUCUCUGUCUGAAAUAGGUGUCUCUGGAAGAGGUUAGAGAAGGGUAGAAAGAAGGGUGAUAAUGUACUGACUGUUGCAGUCAGUGAUAUUGAGGAGUAUAAGUAAAAAAUAAUGGACUCUGACCCCCAUUGGACCAGUUUUGAACAAGAUGAAGACACUCAUCUUUAAAUACCUAUAUUUAAGGCAAUCAGCUGUGCAGAGCUAUAAAUUUAACUAUAUUUCAGAAAAUGGAAAUGGGAAAAAAAUUUAUACCUGAUUAAGAGCAUUAUUCAUAUUCUGGUCAACAAAUCAAUGCACAGAGCACACUAUUGAUGUCAAAUUUACAUGCCAGAGAAAAAAUGAAUAUGGCAAAUCAUAGGCCUCAGUCAACCCUUGCUGAAUUAAAACAAAAAUGUUGAUGCUUCUUCAGACCUGAGCUAUCUCUACAGAAUCAUACAGCAUCAGUACCAUGGUGGCCCUCAGCCAAAGAGCAGCAGCAGAAAUUAAUGUGAUCCUGUUUGCAGUCUCAUUGAACAGAAAAAUGCAGCCAUGGCCUGUGUGUUUGGUUUUUGGUUUUUUUUUUCAUUACCUGCAAAGAUCAUCUCCAUUUGGAGGCUAGCUGUUCACUAUGGUUGUUUCUAGCUACAAAAUGCUAUGAUUCUAUCCUUCAUUCUACCUAAAAAUUGUAACAUUACAAACCCUUAAAACAAAGGUUCUUAACUGGCUUUCAUGAACUUGGGGGAGGGGGAGAAUUACAUCUUCAUUUUAAUAUAAUUAGUUUCCUUUGUAAUCCUAUGUGUUUUGUUUUAUACAUUUAAAAACAUUUUUCUGGAAGGAGGUCCAUAGGCUUCACUAGACUAUAGCAAAAGGGUUCCAUGACAGAGAAAGAGGAUGAGCCCUUGCCUUAAAAGACAGUUUUUUCUGAGUCAUCCAAAUUAUCUAUCGUUUUUUAUAAAACAGUUGUUUGCGUUGAACCUUGCUCAUCUGGUGUGCUCAUAAAAAAAGAAACCCCGCUAAUAUUUGAUUGUAAAGUGAUGUCAGCAGUCAAUAAAAAAAAUAAUA
Molecule: messenger RNA, 5589 nt
Organism: Vombatus ursinus (common wombat)
Lineage: Eukaryota; Metazoa; Chordata; Mammalia; Diprotodontia; Vombatidae
Gene: TBCK
Product: TBC1 domain containing kinase
Exons: 26
Coding region: 228-2909 (893 amino acids)
Biological process (GO): protein phosphorylation
Molecular function (GO): ATP binding; protein kinase activity
Source: RefSeq, a predicted model, not a curated record